Messenger RNA from Aspergillus steynii IBT 23096, 951 nucleotides. RefSeq names its product FAD-dependent oxidoreductase. Bases 1 to 951 code for a protein of 316 amino acids. The record is from RefSeq and is a predicted model, not a curated record. Gene Ontology annotation, molecular function: FAD binding. NCBI's taxonomy places the organism in Eukaryota, Fungi, Ascomycota, Eurotiomycetes, Eurotiales, Aspergillaceae. The transcript is spliced from 6 exons.
AUGGCCAUCAGUAAAAGGCAGCAUCGCUUUCGAGUGGUGAUUGUCGGUGGAUCAUUCGCUGGUUUGACGCUGGCACACAGCCUACACCAUGCCGGAAAUGACUAUGUCGUGCUUGAAGCGCGCGAUCGCAUCGAUCCCCAAGUCGGAGCAUCCAUUGGAAUCUUCUCCAAUGGUGCUCGCAUCCUCGAUCAGCUGGGCAUUUAUGAUGAAAUCGAACGAUACACGGAACGACCGGUAUGGCAUGAAAUGAUCACAGGGGAAGGGAAGCUGGUCCAGAAGGUGGACUCACUCCAAUUGAUCGAGGCUCGGUUACCCUAUCCAGUGUCUUUUCUCGAGCGACAGCGCGUACUAAAGAUUCUGUACGAUCGCUUUCCGGACAAGACGAAGAUUCACACGAACAAAAGGGUGGCUUCGGUUGAUCAUCUACCCAACGAAGUUCGAGUGCACUGGGAAGAUGGUUAUCGAUUUGCGGGCGAAAUAGUCGCCGGUGCAGACGGUGUUCAUAGCAAGAUCCGACGUGAGAUGUGGCUGCAAGCUGAGUGCGACCCCAGUCUAAAGCAUCUGGCGGCGGAUAGAAAAACUUUGUCCGCGGAAUACAGAUGCCUUUUCGGCAUGUCAUCCCCUGUACCAGGGCUGGAGUCGCAAUGUCAGUACCGCGCGUUCAACAAGGGUUGGUCAUUCCUGGUCGUUGUCGUCGACCAGGAGGAGUUCGUGAAACCUUUUAUGAAGCGAUAUGUCUCGCAAACCGUGACUUUCGAUGCGACUGACGGUCGUUUUGUCUGCCUGGGAGAUGCUAUCCACAAGAUGACCCCAAACAUCGGCCAAGGAGGAAACUGGGCGAUAGAGAGCGCUGCCACUCUAGCAAACGAGCUCUAUGUCUUUAAGAAAACUGGUCACCUGAGCUAUGAGCGUCUCCAAGCCACUCUGAGAAACUACGAGCAAAGUCGAUGA